AUGGAGUCGCUGCGCAAUGGAGACGGCCCGGAGGAAAAGCCGCGGCGGCGAGGCGGGUGUGCGGGUACGGCCGAGGCCGGAGCCCCGAGGCGGCGGAGCAGCGGCGCCGCGGGGGUUGACAGCGCGGCGGGGCCGCAGCCCCGCGAACGAGACGGCUCUGUCAGCCACCAGCGCCGGGACUCGGUCCGCAAGAACCGCCCGCCCUUCCCUUGGUUUGGCUUGGACAUCGGAGGCACCUUGGUCAAGCUCGUGUAUUUUGAACCAAAGGACAUCACAGCUGAGGAGGAGGAGGAGGAAGUGGAAAACCUGAAAAGCAUCCGCAAAUACCUGACCUCCAACGUGGCCUACGGCUCGACCGGCAUCCGGGAUGUGCACCUGGAGCUGAAGGAGCUGACCCUGUGUGGGCGCAAAGGCAAUCUGCACUUUAUUCGCUUUCCUACCCAUGACAUGCCUGCUUUUAUUCACAUGGGCAGCCAGAAGCACUUCUCCAGCCUCCACACCACCUUAUGUGCCACGGGAGGCGGAGCCUACAAAUUUGAGCAGGACUUUCGCACAAUAGGUGACCUUCAGCUGUGUAAGCUGGACGAGCUCGAUUGCCUUAUUAAAGGGGUUCUGUACAUCGAUUCAGUUGGGUUCAAUGGGCACUCAGAGUGCUACUAUUUUGAAAACCCAACGGAUGCUGAGCGAUGUCAGAAGCUCCCAUUCAACUUGGAGAACCCCUACCCUCUGCUUUUGGUCAACAUUGGCUCAGGGGUCAGCAUUUUGGCUGUGUAUUCAAAGGAGAACUACAAACGAGUAACAGGCACCAGCCUUGGGGGAGGAACCUUCUUUGGUCUCUGCUGCCUUCUUACUGGCUGCUCCACCUUUGAGGAAGCCCUUGAGAUGGCAUCUCAGGGAGACAGUACCAAAGUGGACAAACUGGUGCGGGACAUUUACGGGGGAGACUACGAGCGGUUCGGGUUGCCGGGCUGGGCUGUGGCCUCCAGCUUUGGAAACAUGAUGAGCAAGGAGAAGAGGGAAUCUGUCAGCAAAGAGGACCUUGCCAAGGCCACCUUGAUAACCAUCACCAACAACAUUGGCUCCAUAGCACGGAUGUGUGCACUCAAUGAGAACAUCAACCGCGUGGUGUUCGUGGGGAAUUUCCUUCGGAUCAACACCAUCUCCAUGAGGCUCCUGGCCUAUGCUCUGGACUACUGGUCCAAGGGACAGCUAAAAGCACUUUUCCUGGAACAUGAGGGUUAUUUUGGUGCAGUUGGUGCUCUCCUGGAACUCCUGGAUUCAGCCUGACCCUGGGCAGAGCUGCCCCUGUGAAGCUGUGGGGCUCUUCCAGUGUCACUAAAGCCACGUUUUGCUUCAAGUGUCUGUUCAGUGACUGCUCAGUGGAGUGUGACCCACCCUGAGAAGGCAAGGACUGCUCUUUGUGUCUGUGAAGCCACCUUCCAUGGCAGCACAAGUUUGGCCAGAGGACUUUGCACCUGGAUGUGCUGACUGGAGGUGGCAGCUGUGUCUGCAGCGUCUGUGAGGUGUUCAGUGGCUGACACCUGAGAGCCCUUUUUAUGUCCAGUGGUGGGGAGGUCACAGCAGCUGUGCACUCCAUCGAGGUUCCUCUGGGUGCUGAGUGUCUGCAGUGGUUUGUGUUUGCACAUGGAAGGAAAUUGUCUGUAAAGGAGAGGGAGCAGCAUGGCACUGGCACCUCUGUCCCCUCUGUGCUGGACACCACCAGGCUGUCAGGGAGCUCCUGUGCCCCUUCCUGCUGCUCCUCACCAAUGUGUGCCAGGGCAAUGUGUGAGGCACAAAGCCUGUGUGUCAGAUUGGUUCCCAGUUCAGCCUGUUACAGCCUGUACAGACCACAGCUCCCAUCAGGAGUCUGCCAGGCUCCCACCUCGAGAUCCCCAGAAGCAAAUGUGAGCAUCAAGCAGUGUGUUGGCUUUUUGUUUGCUUUUCCUUUUUCCUUUCUCUCUUGUAAAACUUGGCUGCACAUAACUAUACCAAAGAGCUCAUUUCUCCUAAUUCCACACUGGGGAUCUUCUUUGCCAUGCCCCAUUUUGCAUUCAUUUCCUGGCUGUAGCUCCAGGGGAAGCUUCUCCCUCCCCUGUGCUCCUGUCCAUGUGUUCCCUGCAUGCCACCCUGCAACCAGCUGCCAGGUGAGUGCUGCUGUUUGCAGCCCUUGGAGACCUUGUGGGCUUGGAGAUGGCUGAAAGGGCUCUGAAUAAACACUGCCUGCCCACAGUGGAGAUGCUGGCAGUGGGCAGCAGUUUGCAGAAGAGAAGCAGCACACCCAGGAUUUGUUGUCUCACGUUCCUUUGUGUCUCCUGCUCUUUGAUAAUGCAGAUUGGGCCUUCAGUUGUGAGGUGAAGGAGAUCUGUAGUGCAAAAAGAGUGCUCCCGUUCUGGAGGCCAUGCUGGUAGCACCAUCUAUAACUGCACUGCAGGCAGGGAAUGUGAAGAGCUGCUCUUCUGGAGAGCCACCUGCACCUUCCCUUGAUGGUGUAACCUAAGUGGAGAUGCUCAGCAUGUUCUCUGCACCACAGUGUUCUGGCUUUCCAGCUGAGCAGCUCACCUGUGGGUAGAAGCUGUCCUUCCACCAGUGGUGUGAAGUGGGCUUCCAUGAAA
Indicator indicator is the source of this 2612-nucleotide messenger RNA. It is a transcript of the gene PANK2, whose product is annotated as pantothenate kinase 2. The transcript has 7 exons. Gene Ontology annotation, molecular function: pantothenate kinase activity; ATP binding. Gene Ontology annotation, biological process: coenzyme A biosynthetic process. The record is from RefSeq and is a predicted model, not a curated record. Gene Ontology annotation, cellular component: cytosol; nucleus. Bases 1 to 1287 code for a protein of 428 amino acids. NCBI's taxonomy places the organism in Eukaryota, Metazoa, Chordata, Aves, Piciformes, Indicatoridae.